Molecule: messenger RNA, 1512 nt
Organism: Bradysia coprophila
Lineage: Eukaryota; Metazoa; Arthropoda; Insecta; Diptera; Sciaridae
Product: trypsin-1-like
Biological process (GO): proteolysis
Molecular function (GO): serine-type endopeptidase activity
Source: RefSeq, a predicted model, not a curated record
GUCAGUAAAAUGAAAAGAACAAACCUAAACUAACAAAACGAGCUUUCAUUCGCGUGACGUCGUCUGUCGUCUGUCGAAGUAAAUAUUGUCGUUUGACUAUUCAGACGUAUUACCUUAUCGGGAUAAACGGUACUUUUCCAAUUUUUCAUUUGUUUAUCAGUCAAGUAGAAGAAUUUUGUAUUGGUGGUUUAACAAGUGGGAAAAGUUUUUGAAUGAAAAAGCUUCAAAAUUACAAUUCAAUAGUGACCAUAAAACAGGUUUGACAUUCUUCUUUAUUAAACUCAACUAACACACAAAGACAUUUUAAUUCAGCGACAAUCUUCAUCUAACGGACCUCUUUUAAAAACGAAUCGUUUGCUCAAAAUGAGACCUUCACAAGUAAUUACAAUAUGUUUUCUCCAUGUGCUCAUACAAGUUGACAGUCAACAUCAAAUUGUCAAGUGUGGAAGACUAGGACUGACUAAUUUGACUCCAUUCUUGACACGAUCAUCUAGUGCAACACAUCAUUGGCCAUGGCACGCUGCUAUCUAUCAUCUGGAAAACAAACAAAAUUAUCAAUGUGGAGGAUCACUGAUCAGUUCAAAGUCGGUUUUGACAGCAGGCCACUGUGUAACUGUUGGCAAUGUACAAAUGGAUGUGGAAAAAGUUUCUGUGUCGUUGGGACGUCUUAAUCUAGAUAUAAAUGAAAAUAGCGUUCAGUCAUUCGGGGCGUCUGAAAUAUUUGUUCACCCCGAUUACAACACAAUUGACUACGUCAAUGACAUUGCCAUUAUUAUACUCUCAGCCGAUGCUAUUUUUAACAAUUAUGUCCAACCGAUUUGUUUGUGGAAGCCAGACAGAACAGAUCUAUCAGAAAUUGUGGGCAAGUUCGGAACAGUGGUUGGUUGGGGACUAACGGAAAAUGGUGUAAAAUCGAAUGUACUUCAACAAGCUAGCUUCCCAGUGGUGAAAUCUUUAUUGUGCCUUAAAAGCAAUCCGGCAUUCUUUGGAGACAUUCUAUCAGAGACAAAUUUCUGUGCUGGCACAAGAAACGGCACUGGCGCUUGUCAAGGUGACAGCGGUGGGUCAAUUACUUUUGAAGAAAAUGGCAUCUAUUACAUUCGAGGAAUUGUGUCAGUCGGCCAAGGAAAAGUGAACCUGAUAACUCAAAAAAUAGACUGCGACGCGAUGCAGUAUGUCGUUUUUACUGAUGUUGCAAAAUAUUUGUCUUGGAUAAAGACCACAUUGGGAGACAAACCAGAACUUUCAUCUGAAUCCACGCCUCAGAAUGUACCGCAGCUUUCAACUGAAUUGACGCCCCAGGGAUGUUUGGCUAACGGAACUGUGUGUCAAGCCGAUGGAGGUCUUGGUUAUUGUUGCAGUGGUUUUUGUUAUCAAUGGGCAGGAUAUUCACGUGGUUUCUGUCAGACCCCGCCCUCAUCCUAGAGUCAAACUGGAUACGCCCGCCAGAGGAUUUUGAAAUUUGAGUUUACUUCAAUCGACAAAAAAGAAAUUGCACAAAAGUAAAACAAA